Messenger RNA from Ruditapes philippinarum (Manila clam), 531 nucleotides. RefSeq lists its product as uncharacterized. NCBI's taxonomy places the organism in Eukaryota, Metazoa, Mollusca, Bivalvia, Venerida, Veneridae. The coding region runs from base 139 to 531 and encodes 130 amino acids. The record is from RefSeq and is a predicted model, not a curated record. The transcript has 3 exons.
CAAGUCGGGACUUGAAUUACUACAAGGUCGAUACACUAUAUAUAUAAACCUCGAGGUAGGCGUUUUCAUUUAUUAACUGACAGUGUGCGAUAUAUCGACCUUCGUAUAUUAUAUCUGUAUAUUGGAUAAGCUUGCAAUAUGCCGAAAAGAAAAGCCUCGUUUGCAUUUCCCUACGAACGCCCAAGUAAGAUUACAAAGAGGACAAGCAGCACAACUGUGUCCAGGACAUUAAGCAGUAUCUCAAAGAUGCCGUCUGUAGUUAAACCACCACUUAGAAUGCCCAAAUUUCCAUCUCUUCGAGCAAGCAAGCCUGGAGAGGGUAUUGAGGUGUCAGCAUCAGCUCCUUUACCAGCUGCUGUAGGAUCUCCAACACCACCAGCUCUACGACGUGCCUCAACACUGACUCUAGAAGAUGAUGACAAAGUUGACUCUACUAAAGCUUCAUUAACUAAAACAAAGUCGUCUGCUUCUAAACCAUCAUCACUUUCUAAGAAAUCUAGCAGUUUUGUUGAGGAGGGUGCACUUGUUUAA